Penicilliopsis zonata CBS 506.65 is the source of this 2067-nucleotide messenger RNA. RefSeq lists its product as hypothetical. Gene Ontology annotation, biological process: ribosomal large subunit assembly; rRNA processing. Gene Ontology annotation, cellular component: nucleolus. Bases 1 to 2067 code for a protein of 688 amino acids. The record is from RefSeq and is a predicted model, not a curated record. The transcript is spliced from 3 exons. NCBI's taxonomy places the organism in Eukaryota, Fungi, Ascomycota, Eurotiomycetes, Eurotiales, Aspergillaceae. Gene Ontology annotation, molecular function: protein binding; rRNA binding.
AUGGCUUCCGUGUAUAAGACUGUUUCCAAAAAGAACUCCCGGCCAGUUGCCGAGGAGUUUAGCGACGACGAGGAUGUGGACAUGAACGAGUUCCUCGACGGGGCCGACGACACCAGCGACAGUGACGAAGAGGAGGAAGUUUCGGAGGAGACCAAGAAGCAAUUACCUACGGGGUCUAUGCCUAAGACUCGUGUGUUGAUGUUGACAUCGCGAGGUGUGACAUUUAGGCAUCGUCACCUGCUGAACGAUCUUACUGCUCUGCUCCCUCACACGCACAAGGAAAGCAAACUGGAUACCAAGAAGAAAACUGCCGGAUACAACCUCCUGCUCAACUCGCUUGCCGACCUGCACUCCUGCAACGUGAUCUUCUUCCUGGAAGCUCGCAAACACGGUGAAGAUACAUAUCUCUGGCUGUCGCGCCCUCCGAACGGACCGACGAUCAAGUUCCACCUCACCAACUUGCACACCACGGGAGAACUGGGCACAGGAUUCGCCGGGAACUGCCUGAAGGGCGGACGUGGCCUCGUGGUCUUCGACCGCUCGUUCGACGAAAACGGGCCUGCUGGCACCGAAUACCGGGGUCUGAUCAGAGAGAUGCUCCGUGGUGUGUUCUGCGUGCCCAAGCGUGGCGUGCGAGGCAUGAAGCCGUUCGUCGACCGCAUUAUCGGUAUCUUUGGUGUUGACGGGAAGAUCUGGAUUCGCGUCUAUGAGAUCCGAGAAUCUGAGCCUGGAAGCAAGAAAAAAUCUGAAGGCGAGGAGGAGGAUAAGACCGCCAAACCGGCGGCCAAGGGUAAAGGCAAGGACCGUGGGCCGGAGGUGUCGCUCGUUGAGAUCGGCCCGCGCUUUGUUCUCACACCGAUUGUCAUCCUCGAGGGAAGCUUCGGUGGUCCCGUCAUCUAUGAGAACAAGGAAUAUGUCAGCCCCAACCAGGUUCGUCGGGAGAUCCGCAUGAAGAAGGCUGAUAACAGGAUGAUGUUGGCCUUUCUGCCCCCAGAGCUUUUGCUCCAGGUGUUCGCGUCCUGCGUCUCAGUCUUGGAUGUCCUAAACCUCGCCGCUACCAGUCGCCACCUGCGUCGAGUCUUCCAGGCAGCCAGCAACAGAAUACCGAUCCUGAUGAAUGUUGCGGAGGUGGAGUUUGGCCCAGUGCAGGACAUCAUUCAACUCGUUACCCACAAUGACAGCCAACCUGUCCACAUUCUACGCGAGCCACCUAUAUCUGAUGCCCUCUUGCGCCAGGUUGUCGAAUUCGGCCGGGUCGCUCAGAGAUGGGAGGAGAUGUACCCGUUUAAGAAAUGGAAGGUUGACUUUGAGAACCGUCGCUCACUCGGUCAGUUGGAGCGCUUUCGUCUACGCCGUGCCGUCUAUCGUCUCUGGCUUUACCAUCGGGCGUUCCAUGUCGAGGCGUAUGAUCGUUUCUCGCGUGAUCGGCGUCAUGUCGUUGUCGACCGCGCCCGGCUGCUUCAUAACUGGACUACGGGCGAGUUGGCUGAGAUUGAAGACCUGCGCAAAAUCAUCCACGAAGUUAUCGAGAAUAACAUCUGCCCUAGCAAUGGGACCAUCCGGCGAAAGUUUCGCAAACGCUUCCCUGAGACUUCCCACCAGCCCCUGAACAUUCACCUCAAUUAUCCGCUCACUACACCCUCCUUGACGAACGGACUCUUCGCUCCCUCUACCGAGCAGCACUUCUUCACUGCACACCCGCCACCCGGCCCCGAGAACGACAGCUUCAAGCGUUGCUUCCGGUUCCACACACCCAUAUCCAACGACCCUGGAACCGACGUCUGGCCGGGAUGGGGCGACGACAUCCCCCAUUAUUACCUUGUCCAAGACAUGAUGAAGCUGGAUCCAUCCCAGGUCCUGUGGCUACGCAGCCAUGCCCCACUCAAAGACCAAGUGGAAGCCUACGUCCGCACUCUGGGGGAUUGGUUCCGCGACAACGGCGAGACCUUUGGAGAUACGCUCCGCUUCGUGCUCGAGCAGAGAGGCGAGAACGCGGACGAAGUGCAUCUUAUGAUCGACGACCGCGUCUUGGGGAUUGUCCAGGAUGACAAUUGGGACAGCGACUGA